This is a messenger RNA of Strongylus vulgaris, 294 nucleotides long. NCBI's taxonomy places the organism in Eukaryota, Metazoa, Nematoda, Chromadorea, Rhabditida, Strongylidae. The record is from the annotation of a GenBank genome assembly.
AUGCCGCAUAUGCGUCUUCACUAUGAAGCUGAAGUCAUUAACUACUGGAAGAGUCUGAUAGAGUAUGACGAACAAAUUACAGAAACGAAGAAGGCGAUCGCUCAACCACGUGAUGCGACUAUUUCAACUGUUGCUGAUAUGGCUAAUGGCGGCGAUGUUUCAAUCAUCUACAUAUUGUUACCAAUCUUCGCUGUGAUUUUUACUGUAUUGUUAGUGCGGUGUUUGGUUUAUUGGCGGAUUGCCGAAGAUCGGUCUAUCGGAGAUAGAAACGAGAAAAUGCCACUAAUCUCAUAA